Molecule: messenger RNA, 828 nt
Organism: Macrosiphum euphorbiae (potato aphid)
Lineage: Eukaryota; Metazoa; Arthropoda; Insecta; Hemiptera; Aphididae
Source: the annotation of a GenBank genome assembly
AUGUCGGAACCGCCGAGUCUAGUGAAAACGGCUUACUACGCUUGUCGAAGGUUUGAGCGUAGAAAGUAUGACUCAAUGGAAGUCCCGGACGUCGACAUGCAAAGUUGCUGCUGGUCGCUGUUCAAAAUAAUAAAAAUCAACAGAAACAUAAACGGGGACAACAAUACUAAUAGGCAGACUCUGUUCGGAAGAUUGAGCCGCAGGUAUGUAAAGACGUAUAAAAGGAAUUUUAGUAGGCAGUAUAGAAACAUAUGCACGGAGGCCACGACGCACGGUCACAUCGACUGCCUAAAACUGGCUCACGAGAUUGGCAUUGGAUGGGGUGAUGGUCAGUCGUGCACCAUUGCCGCGAAAGCUGGAAAUCUGGAGUGUCUGAGAUAUGCUAGAGAAAAUGGUUGUCCAUGGGACAAAUGGACGUCCAUGUAUGCCGCCGAAAUUGGCAAUCUGGAGUGUUUGAAAUAUACCAUUCAAAACGGUUGUCCCUGGGACACAUUUACGUGCACGUUCGCCUCAGCAUAUGGACAUUUGGAUUGUCUGCGGUACGCCCGGGAGAGUGGAUGCCCAUGGGACGAAUGGACUUGCAACUUAGCCGCGACAUCGGGCCAACUGGAAUGUCUUAGAUAUGCCCAUGAAAAUGGAUGCCCGUGGGUGGCUAGGACGUGCAUGUAUGCUGCGAAUACGGGAGAACUGGAGUGCCUGAAGUACUUAAGGGAAAAUGGUUGCCCAUGGGAUGAGAGAACGUGCAUAGUUGCCGCCGGCAACGGCCAUAGUGCCUGCCUGGCAUACGCAAUGGAGAACGGCUGCCCGUGGGACGGUAAUCUUGAAUAA